Messenger RNA from Ophidiomyces ophidiicola, 561 nucleotides. It is a transcript of the gene TMA20, whose product is annotated as translation machinery-associated protein 20. Gene Ontology annotation, biological process: formation of translation preinitiation complex. The coding region runs from base 1 to 561 and encodes 186 amino acids. Gene Ontology annotation, molecular function: RNA binding. The transcript has 3 exons. NCBI's taxonomy places the organism in Eukaryota, Fungi, Ascomycota, Eurotiomycetes, Onygenales, Onygenaceae. The record is from RefSeq and is a predicted model, not a curated record.
AUGUUUAAAAAAGAGAUAUCCCCUGGGGCGCGCUCCAAAGUUAAGUCCUCAGUACAGAGAUCACUACGAAGCAAAUUCCUCGAGACAUACCCUGGUUUCGAGCCUUAUAUCGAUGAAGUUAUGCCCAAAAAAGCGUCAUUAGAAGCAGUGAAACUUCCCGAUCGCGUAACUCUUUACCUUUGCGAUUCAAAUCCUAUCUUCUUUCAAUCUCUUGAUAGCCCAUUAAUUCCCCACCUUCGUGUCCUCCAUGCCUUCCCCAAAGCUCUACCUACCAUUGGUAUCGACAGAGGUGCAAUCCGUUUCGUACUCUCCGGUGCAGCAUUAAUGGCUCCUGGCUUGACAUCCGCAGGCGGACGACUACCUGACCCGGCAAAAAACCCAGGAGAUAAUGAGUUGGAGGCGGGUCAGGUCGUUGCAAUCACAGCGGAGGGGAAGGAAGAGAUUUGCAUGGUGGGCCAACUGACAGUUGGCACAGAGGAGAUGAAGAAAAAAGCUAAGGGAGUUGUCAUGGACGAGGGCCAUUUCCUAGGUGACGGGCUCUGGAAGUUACAAUUCGAUUGA